Actinia tenebrosa (Australian red waratah sea anemone) is the source of this 1600-nucleotide messenger RNA. RefSeq lists its product as uncharacterized. The record is from RefSeq and is a predicted model, not a curated record. NCBI's taxonomy places the organism in Eukaryota, Metazoa, Cnidaria, Anthozoa, Actiniaria, Actiniidae.
UGAAUUAAUUUAUUUUGACGCCUUUCUCGCCGCUUUGUACCAUCCUUCGAUAAGUAUCCUUCGAUAAGUAUCCUUCGAUAAAAGAGGAUUAGGAAUCGCGACCCGUUUUAACCAAGACGAUGUCGGAAAGAAGCGUCCACUCCUACGAGCCACGCUUUGCAUACUACGUGAACUCGGUAUCCGACCUCGACCACAAAGUAGUCCUUGCGCACAAGGGGGAAGACUCGGAAAAACAGAAGCAGCUGUUGRARCAGGGAGAAAAGAACCACUACGAUGUCUACGUUUGUGUGGAUCAUGGCUUGCAUGGAUUCGUACUUAUCGUCCCGUGUGGAGACCCUUACGCCAACCUUUUGUAUAAGGGUUUAAUGGAGGAUAACCCCUAUAAGAUUCCAGGAAAACUCUUUUGUCGGAAAUUCGAACUUCGUUUUGAAAACAUGAAGGAGAGAAUGUACAAGAUCUCCAAGUCGGUAACGGUAUUUGAAAAAAUCGAAAAAUACACAAAGAAAUUUUACUACGUUGGAAGGUACGCAGACGUCCCCCUCCCAGGGCUGGACCUGGCUGCCUCGAGGGCGGCCCCCCAACGACGCGAAACCUUGCUUAACGACUGCGUCGAAUUCGCCAAGGAAUAUUGCUAUGCUUUGCUCAGUUACUGUAGCAAUGGACUGGAAAUUGAGAAGGAAGUCAAGAGCAAUAUCAAGAAGGCCACUGCGUCAGGAUUCACAGUAGAGAAGCUUUCUCGCCAAAGUUACUUCUCUGGGCUGAUGGGUAACUUUUCGUUUGGUGGGGCGAAUGUGACGAGCUUUUUGGCAGGGCAGCACGGUGCUAUACUUCUUUGUAUUUUGAUGCUCUUUUUCUUUCUCUGGCCCAUAGUAGUCAUUGUGUUGGCUAAGCRUUAUCAGUAUAUAUAGCUGAGUGGAGUACGAAGCCCAAUCCAGCAUCAUAGCAUCAUCAUCUCCUUUGUUGAGCUUUUUAUUUUUAAAUUUUCGUGACCUUUGUUGCAAUAAUAGAAACAAUGGUUGCCCUGAGCUAAUAGUUCCCAAAGUAUUUCCUUGAUGGACUUUAUUAWUCRGGAAUGAAUACUAAAAUUCGGCCCUGUUUUUAGUGGAAUGAGAUAAUUGGUAGCAAACAUUCUAGUGUACAAGAAAGAUGUACUGUGAUUAACAGGACAAUAACAAAAGGUGUUAGCAAUUUAUUGCUUAUGUUUCCGCUUCAAAAAAUUGAUCUAUCCGUCUAUUUGUUCAUAUUUUAAACAUAGAGUAUUCAAUUGAGGAAUAUAAAUCGCACGCGGGUGUCUCUKUAGAGUAACAUAAACACGAUGGGAGCUGUAGAGCAAGAGAGAAGCAAGCUUAGGAACAUGAGACGUAGCCGAGUAUUUCUCUUACUUCUCGAGUGCUCUACAGCUCUCAGAGUAUUUAUAUUACAGUACAGAGACAUAAGCAGCCGUUUUAUAAUGCUUUUAUAUGAUAUUUUUGAAUGGCUAAGUUGCGCGAGCGUGUCUCUGUCCUGUGAUAUAAACACGGUAACUAGCCAAUCUGCAGCGCGCGCGUUAAAACACAAAUAUUUUUUAAUGCAAAUAAAGCAGUUUUAAUUGAUCUCAAAA